CCUUCUGGUAAGCAUUUCAUUUCCAUUUCAUUUCAUGGCUUUUGGAGGUCUGAAAACAGCCCACCUCUCUUCACCCAAACACUUCAACCCUUCCCAUCUCUUCCAAUUUCUUCUUCUCCCAACCAUUCCUUCCCAUCAAACACUCCUUCCCCCACCUAUCCAAUUCCACUCAAACUCUAAUUAUUCUCCAAACACUCGCUCUGUUGCCGCCCAAGAACUCUCCGCCGUCUUUUCCAAACACCACCCAUCGCUUCCGGACAAUACCCACUUGCAAAAUCUUGCUGAGAAGCUAACUCCUGAAACCGUCGAGACCGUCCUAAAAGAUUUGAAGGGAUGGCGAACUGCACACCAAUUCUUCUCCUGGGCUGCGCAACAAGAUGGGUUCGUGCACAAUCGUUACACUUACAACACCAUGGCCUCGAUCCUCUCCCGGGCCCGCCAGGAAUCCCUAUUGAAAAUCCUAGCCAAGGAUGUAGUGAAUCACUCAUGCCCUAUGAGUCCCGGUGCGUUGGGGUUUCUUUUCAGGUGCUUGGGUAGUCAAGGAUUGAUCGACGAAGCCCAGUAUCUCUUCGACAAUGCAAAGCGGCUGAAUUGUGUUCCGAACACCUACACUUACAACUGUUUGUUGGAAGCUCUUGCAAAAUCUGGUCGGGUUGAAUUGGUUGAGACGAGGUUUAAGGAAAUGGUGGGUUCAGGGCGGGAGCCCAAUAAGUUCACUCUCAUGCCUGUCUUGCAGGCUUACUGCAAUGCUGGGAAAUUCGAACAAGCGUUGGCUGUUUUUGAUCGGAUUUAUAACAGUGGGUGGGCUGACGAGCAUGUGUUCACAGUGCUCGUGGUCUCUUUUAGCAAGUGGGGUGAGGUUGAUAAGGCAUUCAAACUGAUUGAGAGAAUGGAACGUCUUGGGAUGAGAUUGAAUGAGAAGACACUUUGUGUUUUGAUUCACGGUUUCACAGAGGAAAGGAGAGUGGACAAGGCACUCGUGCUUUUUGAUAGGAUUAAGGAGUUUGGUUUUGAGAGGAAUUUGGCUCUUUACAGUGUCUUGAUUGGGGGGCUUUGUGUGAGGAAGGAUUUGAACAAGGCUUUGGAUUUGUAUUGGGAAAUGAAGGAGUUGGGGAUCUUUCCUGAUGUUGGUGUAAUUAAAAAGAUGAUUUUGGCAUUUUGUGGAGAAGGUGAAAUGAUCACUGCAGAACGAAUACUUGAGGAAGAUAGUGAAAAAUUGGAUGUUGAUGCUUUGGUUUUGCUUUUUAAUGCAGUUCUAGAGGGGCUUACAAAUCAUGGUGAGGUAGAUAAAGCUCGACUUCUCAUUCAAGCGAUGAUGGAAUCUCAAGAGGUACAUCCUGCUCAGGGGAAGGCAGUGGAGAGCGUUAUAGAUGAUAUUACUGAAGCUGUAACUGGUAACCUUUUUAGGUUUAAGAAAGUUGUCCUCCCAAAUGCUGCUUCUUUUAAUAUCGUGAUUGAUGGUUUAUGCAAGACCCAAAAGUUGGAUAUGGCGCUAGAGCUCUUACGAGAUAUGGUUGUAAUGGGCUGUGCUGGAAAUGUGUUGAUUUAUAAUAAUUUGAUUCAUGAGCUGUGUAAUAUGGAUAGAUUGGAUGAGAGUUACGAGCUUUUGAGAAAAAUGAAGGAGUCCGGAUUUGAGCCAACACAUUUCACCUAUAAUUCAAUAUUUGGCUGCCUGUGCAGAAGAGAAAACUUGUCAGGCGCCCUUGAUCUGGUCAUUGAGAUGCGGCGUAAUGGGCAUGAACCAUGGAUAAAGCAUUGCACCAUGCUCGUGAAACAACUUUGUGAGGGAGGAAAAGUAAUGGACGCUUGUAGUUUUCUUAAUGAUAUGGUUCGAGCGGGCUUUCUCCCAAACAUCAUUGCAUAUACUGCGGCCAUGAAGGGGCUUUUCAAGGCUGGUGAAGUGGACCAAGCUUUGAAGCUUUUCCGCAGCAUGUUCGUGAAUCAGUAUCUUCCCGAUGUUGUUGCUCACAACAUUGUCAUAGACGGCCUUUGCAAGGCGGGAAGAGCAUUUGAGGCCCAAGAAAUUGUGAAGGAGAUGUUGGAGAAGGGACUUGUGCCGUCUGUUGUUACCUACAACUCGAUGAUAGAUGGGUGGUGCAAGAGUGAUAGGAUUGACCUUGCGCUCCUUUGCUUUUCUAGAAUGGUGGAAGAAGGCAAGUUGCCGACGAUUUUUACCUACACAACUUUAAUAGAUGGGAUGUGCAAUGCUUCAAGACCUGAUGAUGCUCUUAUUCUUUGGAAUGAAAUGAAGGAGAAGGGAUGUGAGCUGAGCAAGAUAUCUUAUGUGGCCUUGGUCAAUGGACUAUGCAAGUGUGGUAGGGAAGAAGCUGCUCUAGUCUAUUUCCGGGAGAUGGAAGAGAAGGAACUGGAAGUUGAUACUUUUGUCUAUGUCGCACUUUUAAAUUCUUUUAUCUCCAAAGGAAAUCUAAUAUUCGGUUUUCAACUUUUGAAAGAGAUGGUCCGAAAGCUGAAGUUUCCCAGUCCUACCGAUAAGAACUACCCAUUACUAAUAGAUGCUCUACGCAAGUUGUAUGAAGAUGAAAAUACUUUUUUGGAUGUACAAAAUCUUAUUGCAGAGGGGUUAGUUCCAUCAAUCCACAGCGUUCAUGACCUUGGUACGGAUAUCAAGGAAACGUAAAACUAACAACUGAGAACUUCAGAAUUGUGGAUCGUGUGAUGUUGCUUGUUGGGCCAGUUGGAAUAUUGAUUUCGCAUGUAAGGCCUAUAUGGCUUCUGAUUCUUGCUUCAAAGGUCUCUGGGAAUAUCGAUUCGGCAUGUUAAGCCUAUAAGGGCUUAUGAUUCUUGCUUCAAUGGUCUUAGGAAUUGUUUGAUAAUUCAGUUUGAUCAUGAUCAAGCACUCAAGGUUCCUUGUCCUUUCAUUGGCAAUCUAAACUGAAUAUCUACAAGAAAGUCAGGCAAGCUCGUAUGGAUUUCUGAUCUUUCAUAUGCCACAUGAGUGAUAGGCUGUGAUUCAUUUUUUGAGAUUGCUGUUGAGAAGAUUAUGUGAUUUGGAGGUGCUAGCUUUUGAUCUAAUCUUCAUAUCUGAUUCAUGGAGAACUUUGAUGAUUAUCUCUCUCUGUUUUUUUUUUUUUUUUUUUGGGUGCAAUUUUGGAGGCAAAAGCUGUCUUUAUCAGUGACAGGAACAUUGGUUACACUUCGAAGCAUUUCAAAUUCCUUGAAAUAGGGUAUCAAAUUUCAAUGGGAAUCUAUAGAAAUAAGAAACUCUUUCUAUCAAAGAGCAGUUGCGUGUUUGCUCUCAUCAAACCUGUUUUAGAGGCAAGAUCUCCAAUAAUGACGGGCUUCCUCAGUUGUUGCAUAUAGUACAUGAGCUAAUAUGGUUCUGCUCAUCAGCCUCGAUACGGUUUCCUGACACACAUAAUUCCAUAGCUGAAUUUUGGAGAUCUAAACCGUUGAACUGAUGAGAUGGACAAUUCAUGGAAGGGAUCCCAACUCUUUGACCUGCGAAGGUCUGCUUUUCAAAGGAAAAUAGUUUAAUGAUCGAAGGGUUGAAUUUUCCCAUCUGAGAGACCUUUUGGAUGUCCCCAACAAUGGUGUGGCCCAUCAUUCAAAUGGUUUGGAUCAUUGAAAUGUAUCCCCAUGUGGGAAUCUGUGCAUCUGAAAACAGCACGGUUGUUGAUGAGAAGGUGCAUAUAGUUCCUAUUACAUUAUUAAAAGAGAGAUGAGAAACAUUGACACUCCAGUGGAGUUUGUAGUAUAGAUGCAAGCACAGCUAGUCUACCUAUGACAUAGAGGGGCGUCAUUCCAGAACCCUCAGAUUGACUGAAUUAUCCCAAUCUACUGUGAGUGGACAUUUUUUU
Messenger RNA from Magnolia sinica, 3818 nucleotides. RefSeq names its product putative pentatricopeptide repeat-containing protein At5g08310, mitochondrial. The record is from RefSeq and is a predicted model, not a curated record. Gene Ontology annotation, molecular function: protein binding. Bases 35 to 2638 code for a protein of 867 amino acids. NCBI's taxonomy places the organism in Eukaryota, Viridiplantae, Streptophyta, Magnoliopsida, Magnoliales, Magnoliaceae. The transcript has 5 exons.